UAAACUUGGAUGUGUCCAUAGCAACAAGUGCACUGAAGAAUCGAAAACCGACGUCCUUUACCCUUGAAAUGUCAAAGAUAAUCUUCAACCAAAACUAAAGAAGAUAUUGCAAGGAAAAAGCCACAAUCAUGCCGGACGAGUCGGUUCGUGUAGCUGUCAGGGUUCGUCCCUUUAACUCCAGGGAAAAAGAAAGAAAUGCAAAAUGUGUAAUUGAUAUGCAAGGAAAAAUGACUACCAUCCAAAACCCAGAGGAGCUAAAUCAACCACCAAAAGAGUUCUCUUUUGAUUUCUCAUAUUGGUCUCAUGAUGGAGCUAAAGAGUUGCCAGAUGGUUUACUUGUUGCAGACAACCCAAGAUACGCCGAUCAACGAACAGUGUUUAAUGAUCUAGGCCAAGGUGUAUUGGACAAUGCCAUCUUAGGAUUCAAUUGUUCGUUGUUUGCCUAUGGACAGACGGGUGCUGGAAAAUCAUACUCCAUGGUCGGUUAUGGACAGAACAAAGGUAUUGUACCUAUUACAUGUGACGAGUUGUUCAAAAUCAUUGAAAGGGGCGAUGGAAGCAUUAAAUAUCAAGUAACAUUCAGCAUGCUGGAGAUCUAUAACGAGCAGGUCCGAGAUUUGCUCACAAAAGAAAACCCAAAAGGAGGUUUGCAGGUGCGUCAAAAUCCCAAAAUUGGUGCCUUCUACGUCCAAGGAUUAAAAUUUGUAGCCGUGGGAAGUUAUAAGGAAAUUGAGAAAAGAACAGAAGAGGGCACUGCAAACAGAACUGUUGCGUCAACUCAAAUGAACGCAACAAGCUCACGUGCUCACACAGUCGUCACAAUUCAGUUUGACCAGAUAUGCAAAAAUGACAUGGGCCAAGAAACUAAGAAAACCAGUAUUAUUAACCUUGUAGAUUUGGCAGGUUCUGAACGUGCUGACAGCACUGGAGCGACUGGUGAUCGCCUCAAGGAAGGAGCUAACAUCAACAAGAGUUUAUCAGCUCUUGGCAAUGUCAUCUCAGCAUUGGCUGAUCAGUCAAUGGGCAAAAAGAAAGUGCUUGUGCCGUACAGAGAUUCAGUGCUUACCAAGUUGCUGCAGAAUGCACUUGGUGGAAACAGUAAGACCAUUAUGAUAGCAGCUUUGUCUCCUGCUGAUAUUAACUACGAUGAAACCCUCGGCACGCUUCGAUAUGCUGAUCGAGCAAAGAAAAUCAAAAACAAAGCCGUUGUCAAUGAAAAUCCUAUGGACAAACUUAUUAGGGAGCUCAAAGAGGAGAAUGAAAGACUGAAAAAAGCUAUGGGUGGAGAUUUGCCAGUGUCCGCACCUGGGGCAACCAUGACCGAAGAGGAAAAGGAAAGAAUGAGAAAAGAAAUGGAAGAAGAAAUACGUGCUCAACUUGAAGCGAACGCUAUGGCAAUGAUGAGUUGGGAUGAAAAGCUCCAAGCAUCGCGAAGUGAAACGGAUCCGGCAGAUGAUGCUGCAAACGAAAAGCUGCAGACAACCCCACAUCUUAUCAACUUGAACGAAGACAAUAUGUUGUCUGGUGUCAUUAAACAUUCCUUAAAUGAAGGAGAAACAACGAUUGGCCGGAAAGAUGCAAAUCCCAAUGUACCUAUGACCGGAUUGAGUAUCAUGAAACAGCACGCAGUUCUUAUUUGGCAUGAAAAUGAGGUUACACUGAAACCGGCUACGGCUGGUGCUAAGACAAAAGUCAAUGGCAUGCCACUGACUGGAGAGAGGGUUUUGAAACAUUACGAUCGAAUCCUCUUUGGCUCGAACCAUAUGUAUUAUUUUGUAAAUCCAUUGAAUACUGAGAAAAGCGAUGGAACUCCAGGAAAGGUGGAUUGGGAAUUCGCACAGAAGGAAAUCGCCCAGGCUAAAGGGUUUCAGACUGGUUUUGGAGCUGGGCUUUCUAAAGACCAGCAACAAGCUCAAGAGCAAGUCCUGGAGUUGUUACCCCUGAUCAGCGAAGUAAACGCUAUCAGUGAAGAACUGGACAAGCAAAAGACUUUUGAAAUCAUUCUCAUCUCAAGUGCAGCACAGGAUGCUGGAGGAAAAGAAACAAAAGUUCUUGUAAAGAUGAAGAACCUUCUGAAUGACAACGUGUGGUUAUGGGAGCGAGGAAAGUUCAUGAACAGAAGGUUUCUCAUGCAGGAUCUGUAUCAACGGUUUCUUGAUGGGGACGAGACAGUGAAAACAAUUCCUCAAGAAGAAGACCCUUUCUGGGAGCCUCCGGAAGAUGUCCUUAUUGGAACCGCAAACGUUUUCUUGCAGAGUUUAUCGUAUGCUUUAGACUUUGAUGACAAGCUGGCAAUUACAGAUUACAAGGGUAUCGAGCAAGGCACUUUGAUUAUUAACGUGACACCAUGUACUGCAAAUGGCAAGCCUUUGGACGAAGAAUCUUUUGUUGAUGAACCGAAAGAUCUACUAGGAAAACCCUACCAUUUCAAGGUUUUGAUCAGAAAUGCUGAAAUUUUGAAAGCCAGAUAUUCUCAAGGCAUCUACAUCAAGUAUACAACCAUGGGUGAAACUGAGACAACGGAGACUCCAGUUGUGAAGGACACUCUGUCGCCAGAAUACAAUCAUUCUAAGCUUUUCUCAUUCCCAAGCAUCACAGAGGAGCAUUUAGAAUGGUUCGACUCAGGCUGCAUAACGUUCUCUGUGUAUGGAAAGCAAGUGGACACCGUUUCAGACCAAAGGCUUUUGAAAAUGACAACAAAGGAAUUGCGACAGAUGGAACACAUACAAAACCCUGGUAUGAAUCACAGACAGUCGACGUUCAGGCCAGCGAUUGGCGAAUCAGCGCAGUUGAAAUCAGAGCUGAUUUUGCUCAAACGAAAACUCAACAGGCUGGCAGAGAAAGAGAAGAGAAUCCAGGAUAUUGUCACUGAGUGGGGAAAGAAACCAGAUAACGAGAAGGAUUUCAAUGCAUUCCACAAGGCCAUGCAAGCUGCUGCAUUCUAUCAACGUGGCCAGCUCAAGUACAAAGUUAACAUGCUCCAGUCGUAUUUGAAAAACCAGAAAGGUACUACUGCAAACGGUGGAGACAUAAAAACGGAAGUGAAACCAAGCGGUUCGAGCGCUUCAGCCGGAAGUAAAGCAUGCUCUGUAAUGUAAAUAAUUUUCCAGUCUUGCUAAUGCUCGUAAGAUGUAUUUAUUGUUAUAGUUUGUGACUCAUUAUAUAUCAGUAUCUAGAACAAAACACGGAUCACUGAAGUCUUUUAGCGAUUAUGGCAUUCUGUUCAAGCAGAAUAUUAAAAAAUAUGUUGCAAUAGGCCAACUUUUAACCAAGAUUUAAUCACAUAUUUGUUAAAAAGUAUCAUUAAUGGCUUUCUAUAUUUUUCAAAUAAGAGAGGGUUUGUUUAUCUUCUAAUGCUCUUUGCAAAAAGUGCACGUUGUGUUAUGUCAGCUUUGGUAGUUCUUUAGCUUUCUCUUGCCAGUCGACCCCUAUGCAGUUACAUUUUUGUUAAACAAGAAUAACAGUCAAUCAUUUUCUUGAUAUUGUUAAAAUUGUAAAAGAAAUAGCACUCUGUCUACUGGGUAUAGGACAGAAUACUCCGAAGGCCAUCUUUCUUUUUUGUCGGGUCUGCAAGAGAAUUCAAUCUGUUCUGUUUCCACGAGCCACAUAAAAAUUAGCACGAAAAAUUUCUUUCGUUUCAUGCUGCCAAAUACAAAUAGUAUUUACUUUGCUUUAUCUCCCUAACUCAACCCACGGCCUUCUGGGAACUGGCUCACAAAGAUUACUCGGAAAGCCUUCCUCUUCGGCACUGCUCUUGCAUUCAAAAUUUUGAGCAGCGAGCCAAAACAUUCUUUAGGGCAAAAUUGAAUUAGAGUGCUGAAUUGAAAUCACUGUAAACAACUGAUGUGGUUUUCAGGAAUCAAAGCAUCUGUAAGGUUCCUGUCUUUGCCGAUAACUAACUUAGCUUUGUAGGACCAGUGAACUGCCACAAAGGUAACAAGUUGGUUGAUAUGCUUCUUUUCAACUUGCAUCACACCUUUGAUCAAUUUUUUCUGUUGAAUGGGACAAUGUCCUUAGAUUUAUCUUUCUGCCUUCUCAUUUUCUCGAUUGUUUAUGAAACUUAGACAGUCGAUAUUGGGCCAACAAGAAUCCAACUUCCCAAUCAACUAACACUGAACGCUUUACCGGGUUGCAAAAAACAUGUGCCUAUGUGCCUACACAACAGUUCAUAAAUGAGCCACCCGUACACCGCCCUGUUAGGGUUCGUUUAUUUAUUGUGUUGAUUGCUGUUAGUUCGUGUUUACUGUAUUAUAUACUUGAAUCGAAAAGGCUUUUUUAACUUUUAUCUUAAGCGCUGAUACAUUGAUUGUUUAAUAAGAGUGUUUCGUAGACUUCAGUUCUGAUAUGUUUAAUGCACUGAUCCUAGAUUGUCAAUAAUGUUUUUUAGAUUCAUGUUUAUCUAACUUAAGAACAAUGUGAUUGUCCAUAUGAUUCUCCACAAGACUUUUGACAA
This is a messenger RNA of Rhopilema esculentum, 4453 nucleotides long. Its product is annotated as kinesin-like protein KIF28. Gene Ontology annotation, biological process: microtubule-based movement. Gene Ontology annotation, molecular function: microtubule binding; ATP binding; microtubule motor activity. Lineage: Eukaryota; Metazoa; Cnidaria; Scyphozoa; Rhizostomeae; Rhizostomatidae. The record is from RefSeq and is a predicted model, not a curated record.